AUGCCACCCAAAGAGGACUGGGAGAAAUAUGAGAAAAAGGUCGGGGAUGAGAAAGAGGAGAAGAUAGUCGCUCUCGAUGAAUCUGAUAUUCAAAUACUGAAAACAUAUGGUCAAGGACCAUAUUCGUUAGCGUUGAAGAAGAUUGAAUCAGAGCUGAAAGAAAUUCAGAAACGCGUGAAUGAGAAGAUGGGCGUUAGGGAGUCCGAUACAGGUUUGGCAUCAGCAAACUUGUGGGAUGUGGCUGCCGAUAAGCAGAGACAAGGUCAAAGACCAUUACAAGUCGCUCGAUGUCAAACCAUCAUUAAAGCUACCAACCCUCAGCCAGAAGGACAAGCAUUGAAUCCGCAAGAUGGCGCCGGUGCUGGAAAUCCCGAAGGAGACAAAUAUGUUAUAUCGAUCAAGCAAGUGGCCAAAUUCGUAGUCGGUUUGGGUGAACAGGUGGCUCCAACAGAUGUUGAGGAGGGUAUGCGAGUCGGAGUCGAUCACACCAAUUACAAGAUCAUGAUCCCCUUACCACCCAAGAUAGAUCCUUCCGUUACUAUGAUGCAGGUUGAGGAAAGACCAUCUAUCACGUAUGCGGACGUCGGAGGAUGUAAGGAGCAGAUUGAGAAGCUUAGAGAGGUCGUGGAGCUGCCUUUACUAGAACCUGAGCGAUUCGCCAAUCUUGGUAUUGAACCACCCAAAGGUGUCCUGCUCUACGGUCCUCCCGGUACUGGUAAAACCCUCUGUGCACGAGCUGUAGCCAACAGGACAGACAGUACCUUCAUUCGAGUCAUUGGUUCCGAAUUGGUGCAGAAAUACAUUGGUGAAGGUGCAAGAAUGGUACGAGAGUUAUUCGAGAUGGCUCGAUCGAAAAAAGCUUGUAUCAUCUUCUUCGAUGAAGUCGAUGCUAUCGGUGGAGCGAGAUUCGAUGAUGGUGCAGGUGGGGAUAACGAAGUACAAAGAACCAUGUUGGAAUUGAUCAAUCAGUUGGACGGUUUCGAUGCUAGAGGAAACAUCAAAGUCAUCAUGGCUACCAAUAGACCUGAUACCCUUGAUCCUGCUUUAUUGAGACCUGGUAGAUUGGAUAGAAAAGUAGAGUUCAGUUUACCUGAUAAUGAAGGGCGAAGCCAUAUUUUGAAAAUCCACGGAAAGAGUAUGAGUGUCGAACGAGAUAUCCGAUAUGACCUCAUCGCUCGAUUGUGUCCUAAUGCUACUGGUGCCGAGUUGAAAUCUGUUGCUACCGAGGCCGGUAUGUUCGCUAUCCGAGCACGAAGAAAGGUAGCUACCGAACGAGAUUUCCUCGAUGCUGUCGAGAAAGUCAUUAGGCAAGGUACCAAAUUCUCAAGUACAGCAUUAUACGCUCAGUACAACUAG
This is a messenger RNA of Kwoniella botswanensis, 1356 nucleotides long. RefSeq names its product 26S protease regulatory subunit 7. Lineage: Eukaryota; Fungi; Basidiomycota; Tremellomycetes; Tremellales; Cryptococcaceae. The coding region runs from base 1 to 1356 and encodes 451 amino acids. The record is from RefSeq and is a predicted model, not a curated record. Gene Ontology annotation, molecular function: ATP binding; proteasome-activating activity; ATP hydrolysis activity. Gene Ontology annotation, cellular component: proteasome regulatory particle, base subcomplex. The transcript has 12 exons. Gene Ontology annotation, biological process: proteasome-mediated ubiquitin-dependent protein catabolic process.